AUAAAAGAAAAGAAAAGAAAGGAUCAGUCCUUGAUAAUAUACUAGUACUAGAUAAAUCUUCACGUAUUUUUUUUUUUGAAGGAAUCUUCACGUAAUUCGCAUGCUGGCACCUCAUCAAAAGCAAAAUUCCAUCUUUGCCUUUGGCCACAAACAUAGUUUUAUAUUCCGGAGUAGUAGUAGCAGUAGCAAUCACAAUAUGUUCCUCAUCAAGACCACCACCGCCACCACCACCACCACCAGCACUAACGCCGUUUCCACGAAAGCCUCCCCUCCUUUCCUCCUCCUCCGUUCCCUCUCAAAACCCUCUUUCUCCUUCCCGAAACCCUCCUUUAAAUUCCCCUGUACCACCACCGCCUCCGACAGCAACCGUCCCAAUUCUCUCUUUUCAUCCCCGAGAAUGAGUUGGCUCAACAAGCUGGGUUUCGGGACGCGUACCCCGACCGAAUCCUCCAUGGACUCCUCGAUUGCCCAAGGCCCAGAUGAUGAUAUCCCCGCUCCCGGUCAGCAGUUCGCUCAAUUCGGAGCAGGUUGUUUCUGGGGUGUGGAGUUAGCGUUCCAGAGAGUGCCAGGUGUCACAAAAACAGAGGUCGGGUAUUCACAGGGAUAUCUUCACAAUCCCAGCUACGAGGACGUCUGCUCGGGGACUACUAAUCAUUCCGAAGUGGUGAGAGUGCAGUAUGAUCCCAAAGAGUGCAGCUUUGAUACUUUGCUCGAUGUUUUCUGGGCUCGCCAUGACCCCACCACUCUCAAUCGCCAGGGGAAUGAUGUUGGAACUCAAUACAGAUCGGGAAUUUACUUUUAUACACCUGAACAAGAGAAGGCUACACUUGAAUCCCGAGACCAACGUCAGAAGCUUUUGAACAGGAAGAUUGUUACUGAAAUUUUGCCUGCCAAGAAAUUUUACAGAGCUGAGGAGUAUCACCAACAAUACCUUGAAAAAGGGGGUAGAUUUGGUUUUGGGCAGUCUGCUGCUAAGGGUUGCAAUGAUCCCAUAAGAUGCUAUGGCUGAAAUGUUCAACCAUGCCGAGAGGAUACAUAAAUUACUACUUUUUAAAAGAAAAAAAGUCUACAUUAUGGUAUGUUUGUUAAUAGGUAGGUUGUGUUUCAGUUUGGUAAUUGAUCUUUGAUCUUGGCACCAUCAAUAUCUUGUUCGAGGAAUUUUUUUUUUUUUUUUAAUGUAUGUAGCUUCUGGGUAUGGAUUUUUUCCCGUGAUAGUAACGUGAAAACAAGUAUUUAUAAAUUUGGUAAACAUACAUAUCUCGUUUCCCAAAAUAUUUUUGGUGGUGUAUUUUCUUUUCAGACUCGAUCGGAAUCAGAUUACAGAAAUUUGCACUUGAUGAUGAAGGGGAAGGACUGCCAUCUUUCUUCAACUGAAGAAACUUUUCAGAAAACUGAGGGAUAUAUAUUCAAACGUAAGUUUUGUAGGCAUUUGGUUGCGAUGGGGCAGUUAUAUUAUCGUACGAAAUUUAAGGGGUAUGUAGGCAUUGUAACUAGGGUUUUAACUUUUAAAAAAGGGAAGGCAUUAGGCAGGGUUGCGUCCACCUGGGCGGGGAAGCCCCAGGGACUAACGGGAUUAUCACUUUCAGAAUCUGGCAUUCUUCUCUGUCUAUUGUAUGGUAGCUUACACAAACAUGCUCGGACUUGACACGUGUCCAAACAUCGUUGGACUGAUGGAUUAAGGAGGCCUGGUAUGAACUCGCUGGGGAGUUGGGAGAAAAUCUGGAAGCUAAAAGGAUCGGAUAGAUGGCAGUUCUUUCUUUGGAUGCUCAGGCAUGAUAAAUUGAUGACUCAAAGCGAGAAGAAAGGAGAGAGCUAGUACAAGAAGACAUCUGCCCAAUCCGCACGAAGUGCACGGAAACCACCAUGCAUGCUAUAAGGGAUUGUGAUUGGACAAAGCCUGUUUGGAGAAGUCUGGUAAAACCACAGCACUGGGAAGAUCAACUAUUAAAAAUUUCUCAUACUGUACUAUUGCAAUUGGCAGAGCGAGCAAAGCAAGUACUCGCAAAUGGAAUUGGAAAGAUGCCCAGGCAGGAAUGCUACAUCAAAUGGUGGCCGCCUUCAGAGGAUUCUGUGUAGGGAUGCCCCGCUGCCUACUAAUUCCCCCCGCCCCGCUACGAGGAAUUAUCAGAGAUGAGGCGGGUCAUUGGCUAGGAGGCUUCUCAGUGGGGCUAGGGACCGCUAGCAAUAUUCUAGCAGAGUUAUGGGCAAUCCUCAGAGACCUACAGCUAGCCUGGAGAAAGGAUACAGGAAAGUGAUUAUUGAAUCAGACUCCAAAGCAGGGAUGGGCUUGAUUGAGGUAGCGGAGGAAACAUCACCAUAUCAUAACAUAGUGCAACAAAUCAGAAUGCUGAAAAAGAAAGGAGUGAUCAUGCAGCUUUAAACAUGUAUGGAGAAAAGGCAACAAAUGUGCUGAUUGGUUAGCAAAAGAGGCAGCCCCAAGCCAAUGGAACCAGGGAUCAAUAGAUCCCCCACCAGAAAAACUUAAGGAGCUACCAGGUGCGGAUGUAACUGGGGUAGCUGCCCCAAGACUAAUUCCGAGUAAGAGGCCGUGCCCCUCCCUUGUAUCCAACUGAAAAAAAAAAAAUGGGAGGCCUGCUAUUGACGCGGACUGCAUUUCGAGAUACUGCUGCUGAUCUCCUUUGCUAUAAUGUUGAUAGUCGUGUGGUGGAAUCUGCAAUACCACUUAUUUCAUUGGUUAUGACUUGUGAAUGAGAUUUAUCUGUACAAAUCUGUAUUCCGCUCUCUCUGUUUAAUUUCGGGGCGAUUGGACUAAAUUUAGUUUCAAUCUGUUUUGUUUCUUUGGUGAGUUUGUCUGUGUUACAGGUAGAUAGAGCAUGGGUUGGCUGGCUGCUACUGAUGUUGAAGAAUGUCCGCAUGGAGGAGACUCACAUGUGAAGGUGCCAAAAUGGCCGAAGGAGUUGUUUUUGUGUAUAAAAUGUUGAUGGAUAUUGGAAAAUAUGUAUUCAAUAAUCUUUCCUAUGUUAAUACGUUAUUUUUCCAA
Coffea arabica (coffee) is the source of this 3001-nucleotide messenger RNA. RefSeq names its product peptide methionine sulfoxide reductase A1. The record is from RefSeq and is a predicted model, not a curated record. Lineage: Eukaryota; Viridiplantae; Streptophyta; Magnoliopsida; Gentianales; Rubiaceae. Gene Ontology annotation, molecular function: peptide-methionine (S)-S-oxide reductase activity. Gene Ontology annotation, biological process: cellular response to oxidative stress. Gene Ontology annotation, cellular component: cytoplasm.